This is a messenger RNA of Hansenula ciferrii, 1341 nucleotides long. It is a transcript of the gene TIF3, whose product is annotated as Tif3p. The transcript has a single exon. The record is from RefSeq and is a predicted model, not a curated record. Bases 1 to 1341 code for a protein of 446 amino acids. Gene Ontology annotation, molecular function: RNA binding; protein binding. NCBI's taxonomy places the organism in Eukaryota, Fungi, Ascomycota, Saccharomycetes, Phaffomycetales, Wickerhamomycetaceae.
AUGGACUUAGCGUCCUUCUUAAACGAUGAAUCCACAGGAGGUGGUUCAUGGGCUGAUGAAGAAGUUGAUUUUGCAUCAAUUUCAAUCCCAGUUCAACAACAAGCCCCAAGUUUUGGUUCAUCAAAUAUUCCAGGUCCAAAUUUUAAUGAUCCAGCAUUUGGAGGUUCUGAAAGAAGAGAACGUGUUGAAUAUCCAGUCCCAGAUUUCCCACCAUAUCGUGCUAGAUUAAAUAACUUACCAUGGGAUGCUUCUGAACCAAUCAUUACUGAAUGGGUUGAAAGUGUUGUUGGUUCAAAUACUACAUCAAAUUUAUAUGUUCCAAAAGAUUUUAAUGAUUCAACAAGAUUAAAAGGUCAUGCGUUCAUUACUUUUAAUGAAAAGGAACAAUUAGUUCAAGCUUUAACUUUAAGUGGUACUGAAAUGAAUGGUCGUCGUGUUUUCGUUAAUGUUGCAGCACCAGAAAAAGAAGGUAGAAGAGGUGCUGGAGGAUUUGGAGGUGAUGCUGAUUUAGAUUGGGGUUCAGCAAGAGGUAGUGGAUUUUCAUCAAGAGGUGGUGAUGAUUUUGGUGGUAGAGGUUCAAGAGGUCCACCACGUGAAGAACCAGAUUUAGAUUGGGGGUCUGCCAGAGGUUCAGGUCCAAGAGGUGGUGAUCGUGGUGAUCGUGGUGAACGUAAACCACGUAGAGAAGAACCAAAUUUAGAUUGGGGUGCAGCAAGAACUGGACCAAGAUCUGAACCAACUGGAUUUGAACCAAGAGAACCAAGAGGUGAUCGUGAACCAAGAGAAAGAAAACCUGUUAAAGAAGAACCAAAUUUAGAUUGGAGUUCAGCAAGAGGUACAGGAGUUCCAUCAAGAGGCUCAGGAGAUUUUAAAAAAGAAAGAUCAGAUUCAUCAGAAUUUAAAGAAAGAAAACCACGUCGUGAAGAACCAGAAUUAGAUUGGGGUUCAGCAAGAGGUAGUGGAUUUACAUCAAGAUCAUCAACUCAAAAACAACAUAAUAAUAAUAGAUCAUUUAAUAAACCAAAAACCGCGGCUGAUGAAGCUAAUGUUUGGACUCGUGGUCAACAACCAAGUGGUGGAGCUCAAAGAUCUAAUAAAUCAACAAGUCAAAAAGAUGAAGAAAAAGAUAAUAAUAAACCAAAUGUUGUUAAAUCUUCAUUUUCAGUUUUAGCAGGUGAAGAUGAUGAUGAAGAAGAUGAAGAAGAAGAAGAAGUUAAAGAAGAAACUAAAAAGGAAGAAGUUUCAGGAUCUAAGGAAACUGGAUUAGAAGAAGCUACUUCAAAAUUAAAUGUUGAUGAAUCAUCAAUUGCAUGGGAAACUGUUGGUGGUAAAAAGAAAUAA